Bathycoccus prasinos is the source of this 2712-nucleotide messenger RNA. RefSeq lists its product with no specific name. The record is from RefSeq and is a predicted model, not a curated record. The transcript has a single exon. Gene Ontology annotation, molecular function: sphingomyelin phosphodiesterase D activity. NCBI's taxonomy places the organism in Eukaryota, Viridiplantae, Chlorophyta, Mamiellophyceae, Mamiellales, Bathycoccaceae. The coding region runs from base 1 to 2712 and encodes 903 amino acids.
AUGUCAUCUUCGGGGGCUGCUCUUCGAAAAGACUCUGGUCGAACGGCGACGACGACGACGACGACGACCGCAGGAGGACAAGGAGGACAAAAGACAAAGACAUCAUCUUCGGGGGCUCCCUCGUCGCAGGAGGUGUCCACGCCUUUGGAGUUGAACAAGUUUCUCUCCUCUUCUUCUUCUUCGUAUUAUUUGCCCGAGUCGAUUCAAGCCGUGGAGAGAUGUUUGAAAGAAAACCGAGAGAAUUUGAGAGAGUUUUUCUCGACGUGUUAUCAGACGCUUCUGUGGCAGAUAUUCAACUUUGACGAGAGCGGGAGUGGAUGGUUACAAAGCGUGUACAACAUGCGAUUGCAAGCGUUGAAUUAUUCCGCGACGAGCAGUGCGUCCGGGACAACACCGGGAGGAACUGCGGGAACGAAUAACGCAUCUCAUACGUCUACUUCCUCGACUUUGUUGAAGAAAAAGAGAGAAAACGAAGCAACGGUGCAUCUUUUGUUGAAGUUUUUGAGUCCCGACGGACCUUUGAUGAAGGCGAUAUUCUCGGCAGAUUCGAAUAAUUUGGUCCAAUUCGCGUUUCCGUUGGAGCGCUUGCCGUCCAAGACGCAGAGAAUGUUGCAAACGCAACAAGGGGCGAUGGAAUUAAAUCGCAACCCGUUGUAUAGGGGGAAAAUAAAACAGGAUCAAAACGGACGGUUUCAAGUGCAUUUGGGACUGUAUCAUUACUUUCUCUUUUGGAACGCGUAUUUUGUCCAAAGAGUUGGAAACAUAACGAGUAGGUCGGGAGGUUCGUCGUCCUUACACCGCUCGUCGUCGCUUUCACACCAACAACAAUACAUGCAGCAACACCAACACUCGCACAGACCGACACUCGCGCAAACGCACGACGUACUUACUCCUGCAUCCUCUUUGAGAGGAUGGUCAAACUCAACGUUAUCAUCGAUAAAGAAUUCUGCGCUGCAUCACACGAUAAGGUCUGGUGGUGGAAACGGUGCAAACGGGAGCGGCGGCAGUGGUGGUGGUCCAGCUGGUUUGAACGGUAGUGGAGGAGCAUCGAUGAAAAAGAACCACCAUCCGUAUCAAGACUUGCUCAUUUCGCACCUCGAAUAUUUCUUCAAGCCUCGACAAACGGACGAUGCAAACGAGAAACUAGGAAGUAAUGUUGUCACGGAAGGUGAAAUGAUUGUAAACGUUCUCAUUGAGUUUUGGUUGAGUGAAAGCGACAUCUCUAGCGGGUCGAGGUAUUUGUACAAUCCUCCGGACGACAACUUAGUCAACGCCGUCACGCUUUUGGUUUCUUAUUUGGGAGAAAAAGAAUACAGUUCUCCUGCAUUUUUGCGCACACGAGAGGGUUUGAAGCGUCCGUUGUAUAGAUUUUUACGCGAAGCUUUCAUGUUGUGGCCGAUUGAAUCGACGAAAUCGCUCGAACCGAUCACGAAUUUAUGGGCCACUUACAUCAUGCCUUGGUGCAAAGAAAACGUUCCUUUCUCGCACAAGCCGCAGGAUUCAAAGUACAUGUCUCAUCUUCUAGGGAACGUUCCGUUUUACCAUUACUUGAUGAAACACUUUCUAGAACUGUGUUGCAAGCUCGUACCGAGCGAUCCCGAAGGCACGGCGCUCAUUUUAACGCGAGUAUUUGAAAAUCUCGUGCAGUCUCCAGACUUGGUUCUCGUUCUCAAAGCUCUCGAGGAAGGCUUUAAUAAAUACAUCGAGGAUCCUUUGAAAGCGACUGCCAAUCGCAUCAACAAUCAAGAAACGUUGACUCCGUACGAUCACAUGUUUCCAAUCAUUCAAAAUCAGCUCGAAUAUUGGGAUCCCCCGGCGUUAAAGCCGGAAAACGAGCUCGGCGGUUCUAGAACCCCCGCGGGAGCGCAACAACACACUCCUCUUAGAAAUAGAAGUAGCCGAUUAGGGGGUAACGCUGGAUUAUUCAAUUCCCCGCUAUCGAGGAAGAAGCUUGGCAUGAUGGGCACACCAGGAGGCAGAACGCCCAUGAGAGGCCAACAAAAUCAACACGACGAGUACCAACUGCAAAAAUUGAUCAUGUUUGAUUUAGGUCCCGAAGGUUUACCUCAAGUAACGAUUGCUCUUUUGGUACGUCUCAGUCGCGACGUCCAGGAAUCCUCCUCGGGUAGCAUUCUCAGGAAGCUCGUGCCACAAUUUCGCAAAUCAGCAUUUGACUUGCUUCCCUUGGAAAAGUUGGACGACGUCUCGCUCCUCAAAAACUCCGCCUCGCAAGUUUCGGCAUCGGCGAAGAACGUCGCGAAAAAUGGCGGUGCUUCGUCGUUCGAAUGGAAUAAAAAAUCGAAUAUCAAAAGCGCACGCGAUUUAUACGUUGGCGAUUGGAUGCAACGACCUAUUGGUGAGACAGAGUUUGGUCCUUUGGUGAGGAUACUCGUGUAUCUUUCUCAAUUUCUGAACACCAUUUUACACUUUGACGGUACGCGAAAUGAAACCGUGGACCAGGAAGAUAUUUUCGCGCUCGUCACCAAAACGUGGAACGAGUGCCCGAACAAGAAAGACUAUUGGUGCGUAAUUAAAACGGUCUGUUCAAUUGCAAAAAUCGGAGUUCUCGGUGUUAUCGAUCUCGCUCUCGGUCUUUUACGCCGAAGAGGUUUUCGAGUCAACUUGAGAUUCAUGGCAGAGUACUCCAUGAUGGUUCUGUUGUUCAUCGGGUAUUACAUUCUCAAGUUCUUGUUUCGAGUGUUAUUCUUUUAA